Molecule: messenger RNA, 2771 nt
Organism: Sesamum indicum (sesame)
Lineage: Eukaryota; Viridiplantae; Streptophyta; Magnoliopsida; Lamiales; Pedaliaceae
Product: trichohyalin
Source: RefSeq, a predicted model, not a curated record
UUGAGCCUUAUCGGGUUUCCUCAUCAAAAACACGCUGCUCUGCUCUGUUUUCCUCUGUUUCUCAGACAGAAUUUUCUUCAGGUUGAAGAAGAGAUUUUUGUGGAUGGCGAAUAAUCUGGUGUUCAGCGAUGAAGAGAUGGCGGUCGACGAGUGCCUCGGUUACCCGAAAGCCUACGCCAAGCUCUGUCGUGAUCGGAGUAUUGGGCCCUUCAGCCACGGCCCGCCUUUCACUUUCACUCCUUAUGCUCUUCCUCAAUCAGAGGAUUCAAGAGCAAAGGAACUGGAUGACAUGUUUCCUGUUACUGACCCCAAAGCAAAGCCUACAACCAAGCCCAAGAUCUUCUUGAGUCUCUUAUGGAAACAGCUCAAUCAUCUUGGGUAUGCCGGCUUUGAUCCAGAAAUAAUUCGUGUGGAUCCUUACGGCAAUGUGCUAUACUAUCAUGCCGAUGCUGCUUCCCCUCUUGCUUGGGAGAUUGAUCAUUGGUUUCCUUGCUCAAGAGGAGGAUUGACGGUUCCAUGCAACCUCAGAAUAUUGCAAUGGCAAGUCUGCAAAAGGAAGCAUAACAAGCUAGAGUUUCUCAUACCUUGGUGGGAUUUUCAAGUGGGCAUUUCCAUUAACCAGUUUUUGUCCAUCUUUGCUUCAUCCAACUCGGAUUUCAGGCGGAGAGCAUUUUCAUGGUUGUUUUCGGAAGGUGAAUGUGAAGAACUGAAUGCUUCACAGACAGUUGAUUCCCACACUUUCCCACAACAUUUCUUAGAAUCGAAAGGGAAACUAGGCUUGGCUCCAGCUGCUGUUGUUCUUUCUCGAAGAGAACCUUUUGAUGCUCCAUUUAAAUCAGUGGAUGUUAACCGAAGGCCUAGAUCAAGCACUCCGAUAGUAGCUGUGAAGAAAAUGAAACAGCUCCCGAAAGAAAAUGAAGAUCCGUUAAUAGUGUCCAAUCCGUAUCAAGCAAUUGUCAUGGCCAGAGAUUCUUUAAAACAGAGAGAAGAAACAGCAAAGAUGCAGGCAGAAAUACAGAAAUUAGAUAAUGAAGUCGGUGAAUUGCAGCAGAAGACCGAGGAGGAGAAACUUUCGAUCCAAGAACUGGAGUUGGUGCUGAUAAAGAAGAGAAGACGAGCUGAAAAGUGUCGACGACUGGCAGAGUCACAGUCUUCCUACAGGGCAAUGUUGGAAAAGAUGAUUAGAGAUGCCAUGCACCAGAGUGUUGUCUACAAGGAACAAGUGAGGUUGAAUCAAGCAGCGGCAAGUGCUCUUUUGGCCAGACUUGAAGCCCAGAAAGCAAUUUGUGAUUCUGCUGAGAGGGAACUCCAUAGGAAGUACAAACAAAGAGAUGAGCUAGAGAAACAGAUUAGACCUGAAUGGGAGCAAGCAAGGAAAAGGACAAGAAUGGAUGAUGCCCUUAAUGAAGAGAAAGAUGAUAAGAUUGCUCUGUAUUUGCCAGAAAACGAGCAAACGAAGCAACCAGAGGAGGAAAUGAAUGAUGCUUCACUUGCAGAAAAUGCCAAGCAGAAGAUUCUGUAUUUGCCAGAAGCUGAGUCCACUGCCCCUUUGCACAAGGAAUUGAGAAAGUUCUUGGAGGAAGAUCAGAGUGCUUCACCUGCAAGUUUACUGCAAAAUGAGGAACUAGGGCAGGAAGGGACCAAAGGACAUAGAGAGAUGACAAACAAUGUUAGCUUAUUGAAGUCUGCUGCAGUUGCAGGAGAGAAUAGGUAUGUAAUUGAAGAAAGACUUGAAAAGUUGGAGAUGCAAGAUGGAGGGAAAAUAUACAAUAUUCAGUUCCCAUUUAAUCAUGAACCAGACAAAGAGGAGGACGAAGAGAGCAGAAGACAACGUGGGAAAGGAAAUGUUGAGAAAUGGCUGCAAUUUCUUCUCCAAGGUACAGCAGAGGAUGCUGACUUGAAUACUCAAAGCACUGAUGAAAAGGAAACCACAAAGAGCGAUGAAUUAAUCAAGAAGCUGAAUCUGGUAUAUCCACUGACAGAGAUCAAAGUUUCAAGAGCUCAGGAAUCACAAUGUACUGAGACUGAAAAGGAGGUUGAAAAGUUAGAUGAUCAGGCUGUGAUACUGGACAAAAAUGACGAGAAAAAAACAGGCGGUGCUGUUGAAACGGCAGCCAGGAAUUCAGUCUCAGAUGGAGGAAAAGAGAAUGGGAAGAAGCAUUCAGUAGUUAAUAUGGCAAGUAACACUCCAUUUAAGAACCCUCCUUACAGAAUUGUGCCAGAGAAGAUUAAAGUAAAGGAAUCAGUUUCCAUAAGCAAAGGAGCAGGAAGAAUGAGUAGCCCUGAUGUGAAUGCUGCAAGAAGAGAGAAAAUCGGCAAGGAGAGGGAACUUUUGAGGUCAGAGAGUGCCAGAGCAUUUAGGCGAAUCCCAUCUUCUCCCUCUCUUAUCUUGGAAGGCAUGAAAAAGAGGGUGGACUGCAUAGGAAAGAAACCGUUGGUACUUGAUGACAAUGAUGGUGAUGACGGCCAUGCAGCCAGAAACAGCUUCCUUAAAUCAUCGAUCAAAACAAUAAAGAGAGCUGUGAGGAUUUAGGUUGUUUGUGCAGCAGUUAUCCUUUUGUGUGUGUGAUUUGUUGAGAGAGAUGCUCUCCUAACUAAAUAAGGGUGUGAAAUUUGUCAUUUGUUCUUUAUUGUUUUGGUUGUGAGAUAUGUAAUAACAGCUUGUUGUUUGACAGAAUCCAUUAAGUAGAAAAAAUGUUCAAAACAGAGCAAGUUGCAUUGACUGAGAGACAUGUAUGAUGGUAUGUUAUUUCAUGUAUUUUAAUGCUACA